AAUGGAAGUAUUUCAAACUGUAUACGAGCCGGUGCUACUCUACGGUAGUGAAACGUGGACAGUGAACGACAUCCGUAGUAAAAUUCAAACAUGCGAAAUGCGAUAUUUACGAGCGGUAUCCGGGGUGACCAGACGUGAUCGUAUAAGAAACGAAGUAAUACGUGAAAAGUGUGGUAUCGGAAUAACCUUAGACAGACUUGAAACGAAGUAGUUAUCGUGGUUCGGACAUAUGGCGAGAGUGAGUGAAGGUAGACCCUUAAAGAGGGUAUGGAAAGCUGCAUCCGACAACAAACGACGAAGAGGCAGGCCAGCAAGAACAUGAAACGCGGAUAUUGGAAAGGCUUGCGCAAAAAGAAAUAUUGGGUGGAGAGAAGCAGAGAGACUAGCUACUGACCGAAAGGCAUGGAGACGUCUGAUUUCUUCACUUACCUCAACACCGUAAGAUAUAAGAGGACGGCUUAAGUAAUUCAAGAAUAUUGAUCAGAUUGGGAAAAUUUCCCAAAAUUAUAAUAAGUGCAUUUUACUGACGAGACAAUUGAAGCGGGUACGAUAUAGAGGAGGAGAAACUUUUACUUUAGGGGCACUUAAAAAGGCCAAGGAAAUAUUUGAUUUAUCUAAUAGAAACGAUUCCAAGAAAGUAAUAUUCCUUAUAACUGAUGGAUAUUCAAAUGGUGGCGAUCCUGUGCCGAUAGCAAAGCAGCUAAAACUGAACGCUGUCUCUAUAUUUACCAUUGGGAUACAGAAUGGGAACUACAAGGAACUAUACGAUAUAUCGUCGACUCCUGGUCAGUUCUAUAGUUAUUUACUUGACAGUUUCAAUGAGUUUGAAAGUUUGGCUAGGAGAGCCCUACACUCAGGUAAACUUGAAACAUGGAGACUACAUCCCUUUAGGAUAUAAUUUUGCUUGUAAUGAACUAUGCAAAGAAGGAGAUGACUGUUGCGACGAAAAUGCUAUGUGCACGUGUGGUACAACUACUGGCCACUACGCAUGUGUUUGUAAGACCGGAUACUACGGUACUGGUUUAAAAAAUAAUUGUUUUCCCUGUGAUCCUGGUACAUACUCAACUGGACCGAAUGUUUGCUUACCAUGUCCUGAUCCUUUUCACACUACUAUACCUGCAUCGUAUGGACUUGAUAGUUGUGUUUGCAAGGAGGGAUACAAGGCUACAGGAAAGCGAGAAUGUAAGGAAUUAAAGUGCGUAAAAGCAACAGCUCCUAUUAAUGGAUAUUACGUGAAGAACAGAAUGUGUCCUAAUGUGAUAUUUAGCGCUUGUGGUAUUCGAUGUGAAGUAGGAUACACUUUAAAAGGAACCAGUGUAAGAUUAUGCCAAAAAAAUGGUACCUGGAGUGGCUUGGAACCAAAAUGUGAAAUUAAGACCUGCAAUCAACUGGAUAUGCCCAAAGGCAGUAAAAUGGAAUGUAUGCAGCCUGACACCAAAGAAAUAUAUGACGCUAAUAGAACCAAUCUGCCAGUCGAUACAAUAUGCAGAUUCAGCUGCAACGAAGGUCACAUUCUAACUGGUUCAAAGGAAAGGGUAUGCUUACCUAUAGCAAGAUGGUCCGGUCUUAGAACAUUUUGUAGACCAAUUAAAUGCAAGAGAUUAGUUCCUGUUAAUUUUGGAGACGUUGAGCCGUCUUCUUGUAAAUUAGGCAAACAAGAAUUUGGUAAAGUUUGUCGAGUGGUCUGCAAAGAAGGAUUUAAAAGAGAUGGACCUGCAGUAAAGCGUUGCUUGAAAGAAAGGGGAAACUGGGAUAGUAAAUUCGAGGCUACUACUUGUAAAGAUAUUACACCUCCAAAAAUUACUUGUCCUGACAACGUAGUGGUAAACUCAUUACCAGGAAAAAAAUAUGGCCAUGUAUUUUGGACCAAACCGAAUGUUACAGAUAAUUCAAAUCUAAACGUUACUGUUUGGAUGAAACCAGCAAUUUCAGAUAUAAAAACAUCGAAAUUUGAAAUAGGUACAACGAAGAUAACGUAUUUUGCACAGGACGCUUUCCAAAAUAGAGCAAACUGCUCUUUUAAAGUAAUUAUUAAAGACGUUGAACCGCCCUUCUUUGAAAACUGCGAAGAUCCUCCAAUAUUUCUAUCAACCGAUAUAAAAGGAGCUAAUGUUACGUGGGACGAACCAACUGUUUUCGAUAAUUCUCAAAAUAUUACGUUAAAUAAGUCUCGUGAAUUUGGAUUUAUGAAUAUUGGUACGACUACGAUUACCUACAUCGCAUCAGAUAGUUCAAACAACACCAGUACAUGUAAACUAAAUAUAACUCUUGAAGUGUCAAGAUGUGAACCUCUUCCAGACCCACCAAAUGGACGAAGCCAGUGUUUUAAUCAAACUGAUGGUAUUCGCUGUUUGAUUACUUGUGACGAGGGUUAUAGUAUCCCUAUUACACAAAUAACCGAAAAAGGUGACACACUCUUCAUGUGUAACAAUGUGGAUCCAGUUUGGUACAGCCAAGAUGGAUUCCUCUUUCCAGAAUGUUCAGUAACCGAAAUUCCUGACGAAAUACAGACUGGUGAAAUAACCAUAACAGAAGAUGGAAGCUGCAGUGAUCUACAAGAUAUAGUAACAGUAAAGGAAGAAGCCACAUAUUAUCUAAAUACAGAAUUUUGUACUGAUAAUUGCACUCUGAACACAGAACUAGAGUGUACUAAUGAGAUAGAAAAACUGGAAGAGAAUGACAAAAAGAAUCUAUCGAAAAGAGACAUUGCAAGCAGUGUAACAAAGCGUCCUAGACGGUGGAAACAUAAAAAGAGGGUUAAUGUAAAGUUUCGUUUGAAACAUAAAUACAAAAAUACUACUCAUCCCCUUAAACAUAGAAAAUUUCAACUAAAAAGUGGUCGACAAGCGUCUCUCCAUUACAAGACAAAAAUUUCCUGUCCUCUUGGUUUUGUACAGAGAGUUAAACGAUGUGUACACUGUCCAAAAGGAACAUUUCACAAUGAAACCCGAGGUAUUUGUCAAGGUUGUCCAUUUGGUCGAUACAAUGAAAAAGUGGGACAGAUUUCCUGUUCUUUUUGCCCUGAACACCAUUCUACUGGCAGGAUUCGGUCGAAAAAAAUUCAAGAUUGUAAAGAGAUGUGCCCUCCAGGUACACAUGCGAGGAAAAAACUACAGAGAAUGUACAGGCGUUUUCACAAUAUUACUAUUGAGAAAACUACUUUGAAACCAUUUUGUAUAUCAUGUGAAAUAGGUUACUACCAACCCAACUUUGGACAGCUAUCUUGUAUACCCUGCCCAAUCGGGUACACUACCACUGGUAUAAAUUCAACAGGUAUCGAACAAUGUAUACCAACUUCUGUUGAAAUAUGUAAAAGUGGUAUUUGCAGAAAUGGAAAUUGCGUAGCUGUAAAUAAUUUUGAAUAUACAUGCAACUGCUUCGAUAAUUACAUUGGUACUUAUUGCGAGCAAACUGUACACGGAUGCCAAUCCCAACCAUGUUAUAAUGGCGGAAUGUGUUCAUACAAUAAUACCGGGUACUCUUGCUCGUGCAAGGAAGGAUACGGUGGAAAAUUAUGUGAAGAUGCCAUCGAUACUUGCAAUAAACCUUGUUUAAAUAAUGGACUCUGCUAUUCCGAAGAUAAUGGGAAUCUGUUGUGUUUGUGCCCACCAGAAUUCAUCGGAGAAUUUUGCGAAAUACGAGUUAACACUUGCGAGGAAAACUAUUGCGAAAAUAAUGCGGUAUGUGUUAACAAAGACGGAGAAUUUUAUUGCAAAUGUACAGACGGAUUUAUAGGCUCAAGAUGUCAUAUCUUGCCCUGCGAUUAUCGACCUUGUGCAACUACCAAAGUAUGUGUUAACAUUCCUGAAGAAAACGCAACCAGAGAGAGUUAUUCGUGCGCUUGUCCAGAAGGAUAUUUGGGCGAAAACUGUGAGGAGAGGAUAAAUUACUGCAUAAACUCUCCUUGCUUCAACAAUGGAACUUGUAUUAACCAACUGACCAAUUACACUUGUACCUGUUCAAGUUUAUAUUUCGGAAAUCAUUGUGAGUUUAAAAGAAGCACGGCGUAUGUGCUAAACUUUAAUCAAUAUAGUAUAAAUAAUUAUGUAAAACUGAAACCGUUUGAGGAGGACUUGUCUGAGAUAACUACUUGUCUUUGGAUACAAACUUUAGAUGAGGUUAAUUAUGGAACCAUCGUAUCCUAUGCAACAAGAAACGAUGACAAUGCGUUUACUUUAACUGAUUAUACAGGGCUAGUAUUGUACGUAAAUAAUAAAUAUGUAGUAACUGAUAUUCAUUUGAAUGACGGAACGUGGCACCAUCUCUGCAUCACCUGGACGCAGUUAAAUGGAAGCUAUGAAGUAUUUGUAGAUGGAAAACUUAAGAAAUCUGGCAGUAAUCUUUCUCCUGGGCAUAAUAUAUUAGGUAAGGGAAGUUUUAUAUUGGGUCAAGAUCAGGACACGUUUGGUGGAGAGUUUAGCCAAAGCGAAUCAUUCGUAGGAAAAUUAACAUACGUAGAUGUUUGGAACCGAGCUUUAACACAAGAAGAGGUUUUAAGACAUUUCGAGGAAUGCUAUGGCUUAUUUUUUGGAAAUUUAUAUGCCUGGCCAGUCAUGCAAGAUUUCAUUCACGGAGAAGUACAGAUAGAACACUCAACGUUUUGUAAACGCUGCGAAGCUCCUAAACCCUUAUACAAUGGUUACAUCAAUGUGAUAAAAAACAUCGCAUACUAUUCUUGUUAUCCUGGCUUUACUUUAAAUAAUCUGGACUAUUUCAAUGGACGAAAAUGUACAAAAGCUUCUCGCUGGGAAGGCCAUUAUGAUCCCUAUUGCAGAAGAAUGUACUGUGGAUAUCCAGCUUCUAUCAGAAACGGUUACACUAUAGGCAAUCGAUAUUUUUAUCAAGACAAAAUCAUGUUUAAAUGCUACGAAGGUUAUAACAUGAUUGGACCUCCGGUUUUAACCUGCGACCAAAAUGGAAAAUGGAUUCCUCAAAAACCGCGAUGUAUAGGUUCGCAACAAUGUCCAGCUUUUAGAAAACCUGAGUAUAGCAAUAUCAUGGUUAUUUCUGAUCAGAGUUAUGAAGAAUUCAAAGAAAAUCAAACAAAAUAUGAGAUAGGCACCCAAAUAGAGUUUGAAUGUAUUGAUGAAUAUGACCUUGUUGGUCAGGAUAUAUUGAGCUGUCUUGAAAAUGCAACUUGGGAUUUCUCGCCACCUCAGUGUGUUCAAAGAACAACUACUACAACCACAACUACUACCACGACAACUACCACUACCACAACUACCACUAUUGCUCCAACAACGACGACAACUAAAACACCAACAACCACCACACCCACAAGUACCAUCCCCACAACUAUUACUACCACGCCCACAACUACAACUAUCCCACCCACAACUACCACUACCACUCCUACAACUACGACUACCACUACCUCCACCACAACUACAGCUACCACCCCCAGAACUACAACUUCUACAACUGGAGUUACUACUCCAACAACUACGAUUACCAUUCCGACAACUACACCAACGACCAUAAGUACAUCAGUUUUGACAACUCGAUCAGCCAAAUCUGGAUGUUCAUUAGAUCAAAUUCCACCAGCUCCUGCUAAUGGAUAUAUUAAUCUUAAAUCAUAUAAUGCCAUUGUAAGUGAAUCUUCAAAUGUUAUCGAAUAUAAGUGUAGCGUGGGUUUUAAGCUGGUCGGUGAUAAAGUUUCCACUUGUAUUAUAGAUGGAUACUGGACAGAACCAAACAUAAGUUGUCAGCCAAUCAGUUGUAACUCACCUCCGAAAUUUAAAAAUAUGGCAGUCGAUAACAAUCAAGCAACAAUCAGCAGAUCCUACUUGUAUAAGCAUCAAUUGAACUUUACUUGUGACGAAGGGUAUGAUAAAUUGGGAGCACAUCUUGGUAUCCGAUGUUUAUCAACUGGGAAAUGGUCUCGAAUUCAAGGAAAAUGUCUACGAAAAUCUUGUGGAAAACCUGAAAUAUCUGAUGAUACUGAUAUAAAAGGUAGAUCAUAUUUGUUCGGGGAUAAAGUAACAAUAACGUGUCCAAGUGGUUCCACAUACAUACUGAUCUGUAGCAAAACUGGAUCCUGGGAUGGCGAGAGAGACCAAACUUGUUAAGAACUCAAUGUUUGUUAAAUAGUGAAAACGCUUCAGCAAAUUUUGCACUUCAUGUACUUAAUUUUGUAUUAUCUUAAAAAAUUUAAUAAAAAUUACCAAAUAA
Molecule: messenger RNA, 6171 nt
Organism: Diabrotica virgifera virgifera (western corn rootworm)
Lineage: Eukaryota; Metazoa; Arthropoda; Insecta; Coleoptera; Chrysomelidae
Product: sushi, von Willebrand factor type A, EGF and pentraxin domain-containing protein 1-like
Exons: 31
Coding region: 744-6068 (1774 amino acids)
Molecular function (GO): calcium ion binding
Source: RefSeq, a predicted model, not a curated record